Penicillium pulvis is the source of this 822-nucleotide messenger RNA. RefSeq lists its product as uncharacterized. The coding region runs from base 1 to 822 and encodes 273 amino acids. Gene Ontology annotation, cellular component: lipid droplet; endoplasmic reticulum. Gene Ontology annotation, molecular function: acylglycerone-phosphate reductase (NADP+) activity; triacylglycerol lipase activity. The record is from RefSeq and is a predicted model, not a curated record. Gene Ontology annotation, biological process: triglyceride catabolic process; phosphatidic acid biosynthetic process. NCBI's taxonomy places the organism in Eukaryota, Fungi, Ascomycota, Eurotiomycetes, Eurotiales, Aspergillaceae. The transcript is spliced from 2 exons.
AUGAGUACCAAAGGCUCAGUCCUCAUCACCGGCUGCAGCAAUGGCGGCAUCGGCUCGGGUCUCGCACUUGCUUUCCAGCAAAGAGGGUACCAAGUAUUUGCGACAGCUCGAAACGUCGAGAAAAUGUCAGAUCUCAAAGGGCUCCAGAAUCUCAAUUUGCUGCAACUAGACGUUCUCAAGUCUGAGGAUAUUCAUAUGGCCAAAAAGUCUGUCGCGGAAAAGACUGGGGGCACACUGUCAGUACUGGUCAACAACGCAGGCAUCUUCCACUAUAUGCCUUUACUAGACGACGAUAUUGAAGCGGUUAAGAAGACCUUUGAUACAAACGUGUGGGGUCCGCUUGCUAUUACGAAGGCAUUUGCACCACUCUUGAUCAAAAGCAGGGGUACGCUGGUUAAUAUUACCUCUAUCGCUGGACACAAUGCUAUGCCGUACUCAGGAGUGUAUGGGGCGUCCAAGCGGUCUUUAGAGCAUCUGUCAGAGGUUCUCCGCCUUGAGCUACAUCCAUUCCAAGUCAAAGUUCUUUCAAUCGUGACCGGGGGUGUCGCGUCCAGUAAUCAGGCCUCCGGCGAUUUUGCCCUGCCACCAUCAUCGCUGUACAAGCCCAUCAAAGCCACGAUUGAACGAUCACAUGGUCAUGGCGCUUACGCUCGAAUGCCAGUAAAGGUAUACGCGAAUCAUGUGGUUGAUCACAUUGAGAUCGGGUCAACAGGCAAAAUAUGGGUGGGUAGCCAUGCAGAAAAUGCCAAGACAGCGUCUUUGAACGCCGAGGUGGCCACGCAAUGGGUGCGGAACAUUCAAACUCUCUCCUUUCAAGGGUGA